Molecule: messenger RNA, 1844 nt
Organism: Aspergillus novofumigatus IBT 16806
Lineage: Eukaryota; Fungi; Ascomycota; Eurotiomycetes; Eurotiales; Aspergillaceae
Product: F-box domain and ankyrin repeat protein
Exons: 2
Coding region: 90-1496 (468 amino acids)
Molecular function (GO): protein binding
Source: RefSeq, a predicted model, not a curated record
AAUCCUUGUCAAGCAUCUCCAAACCCUCUUACUGUUUUCACAAAGUUAUUGUCUCAAUAGUCGUGCAGAAAAUCACAGAAUACAUUAGGAUGCCUUACUUGGAGAAUAUAAAGCAAGUGCGAAAGCCCACAGAUGUGCCAUAUCAUUUCCAACCAACAUACCACUCAACCCUUCAACAAUCACACAAUCCUCUAUACGAUCCGUGCGGUAUCUCAAGCAGAAAACAACUUCUAAGCAAAAUGCCGCAGCUUGAGCAGUUGCCUAUGGAACUCCUCCUGGCGAUCUCUGACCACCUGGAUCCUCUAUCAGUGGCCAGUCUCGGCCAAACCUCCCGGAGACUCAACGGUACGUUGCAACGCCCCCUGGCCAGAGCUGCCAAGCAGCAUGCCCUCGCUGAUGAAGCUGAGUACAAACAGCGAAUCAGAUUUCACGAGGAUGGAAAGGGUAUUCUUACUCGCAAACGGACGCACAGGGUGCCUUCCCAGCCGCUCGUUCAAGCCAUCAAACGUCAUCAACUCAACAAGGUAAGAAACUACCUAGAAGCAGGUGUCGACCCGAACGCAUAUGACUUGGACGGAUGUCGCAUGCUUUCACUGGCAGUCCGCGCCAAGGACGAGCCAAUUGUGGACCUUCUGCUUGAGCACGGUGCUGACCCUGCUUUGAACGACGUGUGCGCGCCAUAUACCUCGCCUAUCCUUGACGCGACGAAAAUGGACGAUGAGAUGGUCAAAAAGCUGAUCAAUAUAGGCGCUGAUUAUACUCAGGUAAAGGUCAUACACGCCCUCGCUCGUCGUUGCAGUCUGGAUGUCAUCAAACUCGCCAUUGGCAAAGGUGCAGACUUUAGACAAACCAGUAGGGAUGGCAGGACGGCGAUCCACCACGCUGCAACUAAUAGUGACCACCCAGAUGUCCUUGAAUUCCUCGUUGGAAAAUACCCUGAGCUGCUUUCCUCCCAGUCUGCCACGACAUUUCUCUGGUCAGCCAUCUAUAACGGCAGCCUUCAACUCGUCAAAACUCUCAUCACAGCCGGCGUUGACAUCACCGGGGACCUCCCCGUCCACGCUACUAUUGCUAGCCGUUGCAGUUUGGACGUCAUCAAAGCCGCCAUUGACAAAGGUGCAGACUUUAGUCAAAUCAACCCUGAUGGCAGAACGAUGAUUCACUAUGCUGCGACAAAUACCGACCACCCAGAUGUCCUUGAAUUCCUUACUGAAAAGUACCCUGAGCUGCUUUCCUCCCAGUCGACAAGAGGCAAGACCGCUCUGUGGUCAGCCCUCUACGAGGGGAGUGCCGAACUCGCCAAAAUUCUCAUCACAGCCGGCAUUGACAUCAACAUCAGGGACCAUACCGGCAAAACCGUCCUCCACGCCGCCCUUCAAUUCAGCCAUCAGGCGGUAUACCAAUCAAUGGAAUACGUUGGCCGCGAAAUCGUGGAGAGAAGUCUAUCGAUCGCCGUCGCGCUGCUCGAGCAUGGGAUCCGGUUCGUGAUGGGGUAAUGGGCAUAGAAUUGUCCGAGUCGGAUACGCCAAUGGAAGGUAUGUACUAUCCACUGCCUCGUCUUUCCAGACGGUGCUUGCUGAUCUCAGGUGUCUGGGACUGGAAAUGGUUGGAACUUGGCUUCUGGAUUCUUUGGACGGCGUUGGUUCGGUUUAGUCUGAUUUGCCUUAUUUUUUUGCUUUUGUAUGAACAGACGGAACUGCUAGCUACAAGCUUUUGGGAGAUCUUUGCUGCAAUGAUCUAUAUCAUAUAGCACUGAAUAAGCGUGCCUAGUCCCGUUGCAAGAGUAAUACAGUAGACCUAUUACAGAUCAGCCUCUCCCUGAGAACUUGUAGUCUCAAUUACUU